This is a messenger RNA of Mercurialis annua (annual mercury), 1214 nucleotides long. RefSeq names its product flavanone 3-dioxygenase 3-like. The transcript has 3 exons. NCBI's taxonomy places the organism in Eukaryota, Viridiplantae, Streptophyta, Magnoliopsida, Malpighiales, Euphorbiaceae. Bases 156 to 1214 code for a protein of 352 amino acids. The record is from RefSeq and is a predicted model, not a curated record.
UCAUUGAUUCAAUGUUUCUAUGUUGAUUUCAAUACAUAACCAUACCAGAAAGAACAAUAUGUGGCAAGAGGAACUGAUAUUAUGGAAAAUUCUUAAAUUUCGCCCUAUAAAUAGAGCAAGCCAAUAUCAUCAAUUGAAGACAAAUAGAAAUAAAAAUGGAAGGAGAUGGAGAAAGUUCACACACUCAAUUUACUAGUGCAAUGAAUCUUACAAAGUCAGGAACACUUCAUGUGCCUGAACGUUUUGUUCUUCCUCCAUCUUAUAGGCCAAAUCUUGGUCACUCCCCUUCUAUCAUCCUUCCUAUUGUUGACCUUUCCUCUUUACACGAUCCUUCCCUUAGGUCUCACGUUAUAAAUCAGACACGAAAUGCUUGUAAAGAAAUUGGAAUCUUUCAGGUUAUAAAUCAUGGGAUCCCUCUUUCUGUAAUGGAAGAUGCUCUGCAGGCGGCAACAGACUUCUUUAACUUGCCUCUCGAGGAGAAAAUGCUUCUACUGUCUACCAACGUGCAUGCACCGGUAAGAUAUGGCACCAGUUUAAAUCAUGCAAAAGACGAGGUUCACUUUUGGAGAGACUUUAUCAAGCAUUACUCCCAUCCCCUCUCAGACUGGAUCCAUUUAUGGCCUGCAAAUCCUCCAAGUUACAGGGAGAAAAUGGGGAACUAUGCAACAGCUGUGCAAAAUUUACAAAAACAACUAAUGGAAGUUGUUCUAGAGAGCUUAGGCCUGACACCUAAGUACUUGCACAAUGAGAGUGAAGAAGGAUCACAAGUUAUGGCCGUAAAUUUCUAUCCAGCAUGUCCUGAACCACAACUCGCAUUAGGGAUGCCACCACAUUCAGACUAUGGAUCACUGACAAUCUUACACCAGAGCUGCACUGGUUUAGAGCUCAUGGACCGGGACAAGAACUGGUGCUCAGUUCAAGUGACUGAAGGAGCACUGGUAGUUCAGUUGGGAGAUCAGCUAGAAGUAUUAAGCAAUGGCCAAUAUAAGAGUGUGGUUCACCGAGCAAUUGUUAGCUCUGAGAAAAAGCGGAUUUCGAUAGCAAGUCUUCACAGUUUACCUUUAAACAAUAAAAUGGCGCCGGCAAAAGAGCUUGUAGACGAACAACAUCCAGCAUCCUACAAAGAGUUCAGUUUCGGAGAUUUUCUUGAGUUCAUCUCAAGCAAUGAUAUACUGCAUGGAAGGUUCAUUGAUACACUGAAGAAGAAUCCAUGA